AUGGAUCAUAAGAGUUGUGUAACAACCGCGGCUAUUUAUGCCUUGUCAACAGAAAUACUCUCCUCAAGGAGAUUCAUCAACUUUCAUGCAUUUGGUGUCACAAACAUCAAAAACCAUAUUCCGCUAAUCCUUGAUCUAGACGAUCACAAUUAUGAUGUGUGGCGUGAGCUCUUCCACACGCACUGUCUUGCCUUUGAUGUCUCUGGACACAUUGAUGGCACAGCUCUUCCUACUGGUGACGAUGAUGCGGCCUGGUUCAAGCGUGAUGGCUUGGUUAAACUCUGGCUCUAUGGAACACUGCAACCAAAACUCUUUCGCAGUUCAUUCAAAACAGGCGGUACGGCAAGAGAUAUUUGGAUUCGUGUUGAGAACCAGUUUCGCAACAACAAAGAAGCAAGGGCGAUUCAACUUGACAACGAGUUGAGGACCACGGAGAUUGGCGACAUGACCAUUCAAGCUUACUGCCAGAAGCUGAGAUCUCUGUCUGAUCUUCUCACAAACGUUGAUGCUCCGGUGACAGACAUAACUCUUGUUAUGUAUCUUCUCAAUGGCCUCAAUGACAAGUUUGAUAACAUCAUCAAUGUGAUCAAACACCGUGAACCCUUUCCAUCUUUUGAGUCUGCGAAAAAUAUGUUGGAGAUGGAAGAGAAGCAUGUCAACAAAAUUUGGAAACCUACUGCUUCAUCAUCUUCUACGUCAUCUACUCUCACUGCUCUCACCAUCGCUGAUGAGAAGCCAGUUUCUACUCCAACAAAGUGACAGAAUCAUGGUUACAACAACAACAACUACAGAGGAAGGCGCAACAACAACAAAGGAAGAGGUCGCGGCAACAACAACCGCUUCAACAAUCAGAACAAUUGGUCACCUUAU
Molecule: messenger RNA, 870 nt
Organism: Brassica napus (rape)
Lineage: Eukaryota; Viridiplantae; Streptophyta; Magnoliopsida; Brassicales; Brassicaceae
Exons: 3
Coding region: 1-759 (252 amino acids)
Source: RefSeq, a predicted model, not a curated record